Medioppia subpectinata is the source of this 1164-nucleotide messenger RNA. The record is from the annotation of a GenBank genome assembly. NCBI's taxonomy places the organism in Eukaryota, Metazoa, Arthropoda, Arachnida, Sarcoptiformes, Oppiidae.
GAAGAGGGGACUCUCAACAAGUACUUUAAGCCGACGGGCGAAAAGGUCACGUACAGGACGUUCAAAGUGUUCGCUAUUAACGAUAGCAUCAAAUGUAUGACAGCCAGAGCUAAAGAGAUACUCAAAUGGCGUAAUUACGGAGGAGUACUGUUGAUGGGCUACGAAAUGUACCGCAUAUUGACGUUAGAUAAUAAGGCGAAGUCCAAGAAGGACGAGGACAUCGACCCCAAGAUAUUGGACAACAUUAACGCCGAAGUGAAGGCGUCGCUAAUAGAUCCGGGACCCGAUCUGGUGGUGUGCGAUGAGGGCCAUCGCAUCAAGAACUGCAACGCAGCCACCAGUCAGGCCCUGAAGAAUAUUAAGACAAAGCGGCGCAUUGUGUUGACGGGAUAUCCGCUGCAGAAUAAGCUGAUGGAGUACUGGUGUAUGAUUGACUUCGUCCGUCCCAACUAUCUCGGCCUUAAGGGCGAGUUCACUAAUAUGUUUGAGCGCCCCAUCACUAACGGCCAGUGUAUAGACUCGACGCCAUACGAUCGGCAGAUCAUGAAAUACAGGGCACAUGUGUUGUAUCAGUUGCUCAAAGGCUUUGUUCAACGUCGAAGUCAUUCAGUGCUUCAGAAAGCACUUCCAGCCAAACAGGAGUAUGUGUUGAUGUGUCGCAUGACUGCACUGCAAAAGGAUCUGAUGCUGGCGUUUCUGGACACCGCUAUCAACGAUCCGGACGCCAUCGGAACAGUGAAGGGCCGGAUCUCGACGUUAACGCUGUUCGCCGUGUGCUGUAAGAUCUGGAACCAUCCCGACAUUGUCUACAACAUUGUCCGCAAAGGCAUCACAUCAGAAGAUCUCGACUUAGAUAUACCGACCAAUAAGAAGAAUAAUAACACUAAGAAAUUAGCGAAGAAUAACAGUAGAAAGCAGUCAAACAACGAAUUAGCGGUUCCAACAACCAAUUCAAAGACGGGCGACCACUUGCCGCCACCCAAUCCAUACUCAACUCUUAUGACUAAUCUGUUUAGUACUCCACUGCGUAAUCGAAGCGAUGGAGUGAUCGACUACUCGUGGGCUGAGCCCAAACUCCACGGCUAUUCUGUGGGUGUAUUAGAAAAUUCUUAUAAAAUAGUUUUAUUGUUUGAAAUCAUACGCGAAUGCAUUUCGUUGGGCGAC